Molecule: messenger RNA, 343 nt
Organism: Medioppia subpectinata
Lineage: Eukaryota; Metazoa; Arthropoda; Arachnida; Sarcoptiformes; Oppiidae
Source: the annotation of a GenBank genome assembly
GUUGUGUGCAAAAUAUCAGUCAACGCACACCAAGCAAACCAACAAGGUGCUUUGGUGGCAGACAAGCGAUAUUUCGGUGUAUUUCGAUGCAAUAAAUGCUCGGGCAAAUGGGAGUCUGCCUCGUGUUGGCUCGGAUUCAAACAACAGUGUAAUUGUUGUGGCCAGUGGUCAGAACCAUCACACAUGCGUCCAUUGAGAGCAUCGGAAUAUACGGUAAUAGGUAAACAUGGUAUACAUGUGGUGGACAAAUGCCAAAAGUGUCAGUCGUUGGGUCGCGACUGUAGUCGCAAUGAUUAGGCGUAUUGGCGGUAAUAUUGGCUAAUAAAUAGGCUUUCAAUUAUAA